This is a messenger RNA of Grammomys surdaster, 5357 nucleotides long. It is a transcript of the gene Znf354c, whose product is annotated as zinc finger protein 354C. The record is from RefSeq and is a predicted model, not a curated record. The transcript has 5 exons. Lineage: Eukaryota; Metazoa; Chordata; Mammalia; Rodentia; Muridae. The coding region runs from base 206 to 1888 and encodes 560 amino acids. Gene Ontology annotation, biological process: regulation of DNA-templated transcription.
GUUCUCUGGGGCUUCUCCCGGUGGCGGGGCUGCUCGCGGCGUUUUGGGGGGCUCCUGGCCGAGGUGAUCCUGACUGUGCCGGGAGAGCGCGUCUGGGACCGACAUCCUCGAGACUGGUCGUGCUGAGAGCAGCAGGAGCGAGCACCGGCGUCCACAUACUUGGUCAGCACUCAGCUCUCCUUUGGCAGGAAAACUAAGAAGGGAAAUGGCUGUGGAUUUGCUGUCUGCCCGAGGCACAGAGCCUGUGACGUUCAGGGAUGUGGCCGUGUCCUUCAGCCAGGAUGAGUGGUUGCACCUGGACCCUGCUCAGAGAAGCCUGUACCGUGAGGUGAUGCUGGAGAACUACAGCAACCUGGCCUCAUUGGGCUUCCAGGCUUCAAUCCCUCCUGUGAUUGGCAAGCUGCAAAAAGGGCAAGAUCCCUGCAUGGAAAGAGAGGCCCCUGAAGACACAUGCCUAGAUUUCCAGAUUUUGCCAGAAAAAGAAACAUUGCCCCCCAAACAAGAUGUUUUUACUGAAGAAACGCCUCGUAGGCUGAUGAAGAAUGGGUCCACUAAGUGUGUUUACUGGAAAAUCAGCUUUGGAGAGCUUGUGAAAUCUGAGAGCCAAGAUACAGCACAGGAGCAAGCAAAGGAAGCUCAUGAGCCAGGGUCAGCAUCACCCAAGGAAACCACCAGUGAAGAUGGAACUCUUGCAGGCCCUGAGCUGGGGAAACCCUUGUUCAUCAGUAAAGCGCUUGUCUCACAAGAGGGUGAUCCCAUAGAAAGGGCCCCUGCUAUGUAUCACACUUCAGAGAAAGAUUUAUCACAGGAUUUUGAUUUAAUGAGAAGCUUUCAGAUUUACCCAGGACAAAAACCUUAUGUCUGCAGUGAAUGUGGGAAGGGUUUUAGCCAAAGUCUUCAUCUUCUAGAGCACAAGAGGAUUCACACUGGGGAGAAACCUUACAAAUGCAGUGAAUGUGGGAAAAGCUUCAGCCAUAGAUCUUCCCUCCUGGCUCACCAGAGAACCCACACAGGGGAGAAGCCGUACAAAUGUAGUGAGUGUGAGAAAGCAUUCGGCAGCAGCUCCACACUCAUUAAACACCUGAGGGUGCACACUGGAGAGAAACCUUACCGCUGCCGGGAAUGCGGGAAGGCCUUCAGCCAGUGUUCAACCCUCACUGUGCACCAGAGGAUUCACACUGGGGAAAAGCUCUAUAAAUGUGCUGAGUGUGACAAGGCCUUCAACUGCAGAGCAAAGCUCCAUAGACAUCAGAGAAUCCACACAGGAGAGAAACCUUAUAAAUGUGCUGAGUGUGGGAAAGGCUACAGUCAGUUUCCAUCCCUAGCUGAACAUCAGAGACUCCAUACUGGAGAGCAGCUUUGCCAGUGCUUGCAGUGUGGGAGAACCUUUACACGUGUGUCUACCCUUAUUGAACACCAGAGAAUUCAUACUGGACAGAAACCAUAUCAGUGCAAUGAAUGUGGGAAGACCUUCAACCAGUAUUCUUCCUUCAAUGAACAUCGAAAGAUUCAUACUGGAGAGAAACUUUACACAUGUGAAGAAUGUGGGAAAGCCUUUGGCUGUAAAUCAAACCUUUAUCGGCAUCAGAGGAUCCAUACCGGAGAGAAACCCUAUCAGUGUAAUCAGUGUGGAAAGGCCUUCAGCCAGUAUUCAUUCCUAACUGAACACGAGCGAAUCCAUACUGGGGAGAAGCUCUACAAGUGCAUGGAGUGUGGGAAAGCCUACAGUUAUAGGUCAAACCUUUGUAGACACAAAAAAGUCCACCUUAAGGAAAGGCUGUAUAAGUGGAAAGAGUAUGGGGCACCUUUUAUCUAUGGCUCGUCCCUUACUCCAUAUCAGAGAUUUCUGAAAGGAGACAAGCCUGAGAACUUUAAUUCAUCCCUCUAAUCCAAGAUAGCAACCAGAAGAGUAGUGAGUAGAAUGAAAAUCAAAUUAGAGUCAACUUUUUUACUUGUAUUGCAAAUAGUUGCCACUAAGUCAUGGACAGUGGAUGCACAAAGAAUGCCGAUAUCAACCAUUUAAGGACUAUUACCAAACAUGUUAAAAAUUCUUGAAAAAGUAUGAAAGGCCUCACUUCAAAAACAAAAUACAUGAGUAACUGUUGAGUAUAUGUUGAGUAUAAGCAUUGUUUCGUGAGAGGACCAUCUCUUUCUAAGAGCUUCUGUGUUAUGAAUUUUCUUUUUGAGAUAGUCUCUGAUGUAGUUAAUAAUGUGAGGAAUUGGGCCUCAGUCCCUAAAAUGGUGAGCUGUUAUAGAGAGAAGUCCUUCUCAUAAAGGGAAAGAAUACUUGACAUGUUGUGUAUUAGCAAUAAGGCUCUUUAUGAAUUGCCCCUUAUACAACAUACAUGUGUGUAUGUAUGCAUCUAUUUCAUAUAUACACAUAGAAGACUUUCAUGUAUAUAUGGCCAUGUCACUUAACAAUGGGGAUACAGUUAGGAAAGGCUUCAUUAGGCACUUUCAUGUUUAUAGGCACAUCAUUGUAUUUGCAUAGCCCUAGAUGGUCUGGGUCAGCCAAUCAGUGUGAUCUCUUGAGUUGAUCAACAUACCAUAACUUUUUUAAAAAAAUUUUUUUUGGAGGUUAUAAUUUAAUUACAACAUUUCUCCCUUCCCUUUCUCCAAACCCUCCUACACACUCUUCCCCACUCUCCUUCAAAUCCAUGGCCUCUUCUUACUAAUUGCUAUGCAUGCAUAUAUCCAUACUUUUUAUAGUAAUUGUUUUUGUUGGUUUGCUUGGUUAUUUUAGAUAGAGUUUCACUAUGUAGCCUAGGAUGGCCUUGAACUCAUAUAGACCAGUCUGGCUUUGAACUUGCAGUCUUCCUGCAUCAGCCUCCCAUGUACUGGGAUUAGAGGCAUGAGCCAUCAUGCUUGGUGUAAAUUUUAUUAGUAGAAUAUGUAUACUUUAAGGAUAAAAGUGUAGUAUAGCAAAUGUGUAAACUGGUAAUGUAGUUUGUCACCAUCACUAUGUGUCAUGUACUGUAUAUAAUUGUGUGUGCUGUGAUGUCGUCUGGCUGCCAGCACAGAGGGUUUCUUUGCACAAAUGAGCAAUGCAUUGUGCCUAAGAUGUUAUAGUAGUUAUAAAGUCAUGACAGCUCUGAUGUAGUUGGACAAGUAGGAAUUUUCCAGACAAGUUACAGUCUAAUGAGACUACUGUGAUGUAUGUUGUCUGUCAUUGGCCAAGACAUCAUCAUAGGCUGUAUGCACACACUCAUAUAUGUAUGUAUAUGUGUGUGCCAAUGUGCAUACAUAUACAUACAAAGAGUUUAGGACAUUUUUUUCUUCCAUAGUCCUUAAUGAUUAAAAAAGACUCAAUUUACUAAUUUAGAAUUUACUGUUUCAAAUUAAAAUUUUCCCCCAGGGGAGACUUCUUUCUAAUACUCUCCUGUAUCUGUAGUGGGAUGUGGUUCUGGGUCUAGCUGAAUAGAGUCUUACAGUACUGGAGAAGUUGGCCUGAGCAGACAGAGGUGGACAGACUGUCAUCCAAACAGUAUAUUAGCUAUUGUAGAAGGCCAGUGUUGACAGAGCCUCCUGCUGUGAACCUGUUAGCACUUUAGGCUUGGAGAGAUUUUUAAUUUAUAAGCUUUUAAGAAUCGAGGUCUUUAGCUCUGAUAAUCUGUGAUAGUUACAGGUUCAUUUCUAUCCUCAAGGCUUAAGAACAUUAUUUGUUUUGUUACCUGUUCAAAUGUAAUCAGUUAUCUUUAGUUCCCCUAGCUUUGGUUUUAGUAGUGGAGUUGAGAACAUGCCCCCACUUUCUUCUAUCUCUGAUUCUAUACCUGCUUCUAUAAUAACUACUUAAAUUCUCAAAUCCAACGAAGGUCCAGUUGGAGGUAUCGCUUUGGUAUGUUUCCAUGUACGACUGCCUUUUUAUUACAUAAGUUUUAAUACUUUUUUUCCUUGUAGUGCUGACGACUGAAUCCAGGGCCUUGUACAUGCUCAGGAGGUACUCUACCACUGAGCUGUAUCUGCAGCCUUUAGGAUUUAAGUAUAAAGUUACAGAUGAAUAUUUUAUAUUAAACAAUCUACUCAUUACCUUAAUAUUUUGUAUCUCCCCUAGACCUAGUUCCUUCAUUCUUUGACUUACCCCAUUGGUUUGUCAUCUUAGAAAUUAUUCUAGAAGCUUUAAUUAGUCCCUUCCUUCUGAGCAGAAUAUUAGAAUUAAGCAGGCAUUCAGCACUUAACUGACUUCUUUUGGCCCAUCAGUAGUUGUAUGUGUUUAAAUGUAUUUGCAAGAAAAAUAAAACUUCAAGGAAACCUCUGAAUGUCUUCUUGUACCUAGUGAGCAUGCUCAGUACCCAUUUUUUGGUUUACAAAUGCCAUUUGCCUCCAAAAGGAUUCAGGAUAUUGAAGAAAUGAACAAUGGCAUGUUUGGAGUAGGAGGGGACGAUAAGUGCACCUAGAGGAUAUUUUUAUGAUAAGACAUCAUUUUAGGGUUAUUGAUAUGAAUAGACACAGGAACUAACUUGAAGGUACAUCCUUUGAUCAAACUUAAGACAUGUCAGACAUAAAAAUACUCAUGACAGGGUUGGAUAUAAUAUUUUCUAAAGGUUAUGGGGGGAAAAGCUUUUUAUAACAUUUGAAGAAUAGCAUCUUUUAAAAAUAUAUACAAAGCAAUAAACAAGCCAUUUAAAAACUGUCAUUGUCAUUAAAUCUAGCAAAAAGUUGAUGGUAAAACCUACUACAUGAAAGACAAUUAAGGAACAUUGCAUAAUCCCAGAAGAGUACAGCUAAAGAAGCACCUGCUUACACAUUGAGAUCUGCCAGGCAGAGUUCCCCUCGGAACAGGAGCAGCCAUUGUGGCUUCUCCUGAGGCCGCAGAAGCACAUGUUAUGAUAUACUGCCAAAACCAGUUAGUGAACGUCUAUGGAAAUCUCUUCUCUAGACUUAUCUUCCUGUUUACAAAGAAUUGAGAGUAACGUGUUAGAUCAUACAGUAAUAGACAAAUUGAGAGUUUGAGACAUCGGAAGUGAUCAUUAAGUUGUACUUUUCAAAGAGCCAAGAUGUUAGAACAAGAAGAUGCCUGAGACAGCCACAUGCAAAGUGUGAUCUUCUAUUGAGAAAUAAAGUCAGAAAAAGAAAAAUCCCUGUAAGACAUUUGAGGGAUAUUUAGGGAAAUACAAAGGUGAAAGUAGGUGUUAGAUAAUGUGGUAUGCUUACUUUUCUUAGACUAGGUAAAGCAUUGAGUUUAUAUUUUCCUAUCAUGUGCAUGCAAAAGUUUUAAGUUGACAAGUCAAAAUGUCUGCAGCACAUUUUAAUUGAAAUUCAGAAUUGAUCAGUGAUUGUUGAAUUAUUGUGAUCACCCUUUAAACUUGUCUGUACCUAUGUUUAAAUGUAAUAAAAAUUGAGGCAAAAUGAUUUAUUAA